This is a messenger RNA of Blepharisma stoltei, 1455 nucleotides long. Lineage: Eukaryota; Ciliophora; Heterotrichea; Heterotrichida; Blepharismidae. The record is from the annotation of a GenBank genome assembly.
AUGUUCAGCGGGCGUAGACUAUUGCGACAGUAUUGUAAAAUCUUCGACAACCCACAAGAUGCUAUUGCAGAUAUAACUCCAGGGUCAACGAUAGCUGUUGGAGGAUAUCGCUCAUGCGGAGUACCUGAAAAUCUCUUAAGAGCUCUUAAUCAUUUAGGCUCAUGGGACCUCGGCAUCUAUUCUAUGAGUUCUGGGCAUAAGGACUUCGGACUUGACCUUCUUCUUCAAGCUCGUCAGAUAAAACGCUUAACUACAACUUACCUUGAGCCAGGCUCUUUGGCUUACAAAGAAUGGAAAAAUGGAAACAUUGAGCUCGACAUCAUCCCUGGCGGCACCUUAGCUGACAAAAUUAGAGCUGGAGGUGCAGGUAUCCCAGGGUUUUACACCCAAACAGGGGUAGGAACUAAAUUCGAAGAAGGAGGAUUCCCAAUAAAAUACAUGACUGGUGGCCGAAGAGUAGAAAUCCUAUCAGGCCCAAAGGAAAAAAGAAGUUUUGAAGGCGUCGAAAAUUUAUUUGAGGAAUCUAUCAGGACUCAAUUUUCGCUCAUUAAGGCCUAUAAAGCUGAUAAACAAGGAAACUUGAUUUUUAAUAAAACAGCCAGAAAUUUCAACCCAGAAAUGGCGACUUGUGCAAAGGUCUCAAUAGUGGAAGUUGAAGAAAUUGUGGAGGUAGGAGAGCUUGACCCAGAUCAUAUAAUUACCCCUUCGAUUUUUGUCAAUAGACUUAUCAAAGGUGAAAAAUAUGAAAAACCCACUGAAGUUGUAGAAGAAGAUGAAGGCACUGAUGAUAGAGUUGACCCAGACAGGCUGAAAAUCGCGAAAAGAGCCUUAAAAGAAAUUAAAGAGGGGAUGUAUCUCCACCUUGGAUUCGGAAUCCCUAUUAGCAUUGUCUCUAAAUUGAUCCCAGACAAAUCGAAAGUAAAAAUCCUUACAAUCCCUGGUGCAUUAGGUGUUGGAGGACCUGCAGAAAAAGGACAAGAAGACCCAGAUUUGAUCAACGCUCUAAGAGAGCAUAUUAAGCUUAUGCCAGGCUCUGCAAUUGUAUCGUCAUGCGACUCAAUGAAUAUAAUGAGGGGCGGACAUUUAGAUUUAAUUAUGAUGGGCGCUUACGAAAUAUCACGAAAUGGUGACAUCGCAAGCUGGAACGUUGAAGGCGAACAUGAAAAAGGCAUCGGAGCAGCCAUGGACCUUGUUUCAAGCAGAAAGUCCAAGCUUGUCUGCACUAUGAUUCAUACAAGGAACGGGAAACCUAAGAUUGUAGAAGAGUGCAACUUGGAUGGCUUGACUGGAAGAGGGGUUGUUGACACCCUGAUUACAGAAUUAGGAGUCUUUGAAUUCAAAAGAGAAGGAGGGAUGACCUUGACCGAAAUCGCUAGAGGUGUCUCUGUAGACUCUGUCCAAGCAAAUACAGGCACUUCAUUCCUUGUCGCCUCAGAUUUAAAGAAGAUGGAUUAA